AUGUCGCGCCGCAGAGUUGGCUUCUAUCUGAGCGAUAAGAAACGGCGAAGAAUGAAUCUGGACGCCUUUUCAGAGCUUUGUGCGGGCCAUGGAGUGGAGGUGGUGGAGAUUGAUCUUACUCAGCCACUGGGCCCCCAGGGACCCUUCCAUGUCAUUGUUCACAAGCUGUCUGAUGUCAUCGUGGAGGCGGAGCACGACAGCCAAUCACAGGAGCUCCUGGCCAACUUUCAGAGCUAUGUGUCAGCCCACAGCAGCACAGUUCUUCUGGACCCCCUGCCUGCCAUGACCCGGCUUCUAGACCGCUUCGCCUCCUACCGGAUCAUGAGCGAGCUGCACAAUUCCCUCCGAGAUUGGCGCAUUUGCUGUCCUCCGUACGUUGACGUCCACAGCUCGCGAGACAUGGCGUCCAUUCAACACGAAGUGACGACCCAGAACUUGAGCUUUCCUCUCAUUUGUAAAACAAGAGUUGCACAUGGCUCUCGAUCCCAUGAGGUGAGUGCUAUUUGUUUGUUUUUUACUCUCCGCCUUUCUUGCCGCAUUUGCUACUUGUUUUCGUGCGUUUGGUUUUGUGCGCAGAUGUCGCUUAUCUUCAGUGCGGCGAGUCUGGAGGAGAUCCAUCCGCCGUGCGUGCUCCAGAGUUUUGUCAGCCACGGGGCCGUCCUGCACAAGGUGUUUGUGGUCGGGGACAGACACUUCUGCGUGGAGAGACCCUCGCUCAAGAACUUCCCCUCCGGCCCGUGUGACAGAAAGAGCAUCUUCUUCAACAGCCAUCAGGUGUCCAAACCAGAGUCAAGCUCCGACCUCACAGCUAUGGAUGAGCAGAUGCCGUAUCUUCCUCCCCCCAGCUCAGAGGCCGUAGCCGCCCUGGUCAAAGAGCUCCGGGUCCAGCUGGGCAUGGCUCUGUUUGGUGUGGAUGUCAUCAUCAACAUACACACUCACACACUCACUGUCAUUGACAUCAACAUCUUCCCAGGUUAUGAGGGCGUGCCACAGUUUUUCUCCUGCCUGUUAAGCCAUAUUGAGUCAGUGUUGGACAAAAAAGCUUCUGAUGACAAGGCAGCAUCUGGACUUCCCUCCACUGUGGCAACGACUGAGGAGCAGAACACAAAACAUCCAGCAUCACUUCACUAGACAUUUUUCUUAUGUUUCAUACAAUGUUGAAAAAAAAACAGAUUUUAAUGACAAAAAAAAUUAUUUUGAUAUAGAAGUAGUGUUGUCAAACAAUUCACCUUUUCAAUCAGAUUAAUCACAUGGUUGCUGUGGAUUCAUUUUUUUAAUCAUCAUAUUCGCUUUUAUCUGUAGUAGUUGUUUGAUAA
Molecule: messenger RNA, 1316 nt
Organism: Nerophis lumbriciformis (worm pipefish)
Lineage: Eukaryota; Metazoa; Chordata; Actinopteri; Syngnathiformes; Syngnathidae
Product: inositol-tetrakisphosphate 1-kinase-like
Biological process (GO): inositol trisphosphate metabolic process
Cellular component (GO): cytoplasm
Molecular function (GO): ATP binding; inositol-1,3,4-trisphosphate 5-kinase activity; inositol-1,3,4-trisphosphate 6-kinase activity
Source: RefSeq, a predicted model, not a curated record